AUGGAUCAAAUCUCCGGCAUCAUUAUUAGUGUCGGUGUUGGACGGGAGAUGGGUUGUUUAUUAAGUGAGCUAGACAUGGUGGUGAAGCAAACAUAUAUUGCUUAUAUUCGCGAAAAUCCAUUCCUAAUGGUUAAUGCUUAUACUUAUAAUUAG
Messenger RNA from Ambispora gerdemannii, 153 nucleotides. NCBI's taxonomy places the organism in Eukaryota, Fungi, Glomeromycota, Glomeromycetes, Archaeosporales, Ambisporaceae. The record is from the annotation of a GenBank genome assembly.